AUGUUGGCCGCGGUCCGCCUGAGCGGAGCUGCGUGGACGCGGGCGCUGCUGCUGCAGCUGCUGCUGGCGGGGCCCGGGGGCUGCCUGAGCCGCCAGCUAACACGUACUCCCUUCGGCCCCGGGCAGGGGGACCUGGAGCUGGAGGCCGGGGACGACCGCGUCUCCCCAGCCCUGGAGCUGAGCACUGCACUCCGCUUCUUCGACAAAUCCGACCUCAACUCGGUCUACAUUACCACGAAUGGCAUUAUUGCCAUGAGUGAGCCCCCAGCCAAAGAAUCCCAUCCUGGGCUAUUCCCACCGACCUUCGGAGCAGUCGCCCCUUUCCUGGCGGACUUGGACACGACAGAUGGCCUUGGGAAGGUUUACUAUCGGGAAGACUUAUCUCCCUCUGUCACUCAGCUGGCAGCGGAGUGUGUCCAGAGAGGGUUCCCGGAAGUCUCUUUCAAGCCCAGUAGCGUGGUGGUUGUCACUUGGGAAUCCGUGGCUCCCUACCAAGGGCCCAGCAAGGACCCUGCCCAGGAAGGCAAGAGAAACACAUUCCAGGCUGUUCUGGCCUCCUCUGAUUCCAGCACCUACGCCAUUUUCCUUUAUCCUGAAGAUGGUCUGCAGUUCUAUACGACAUUCUCAAAGAAGGAUGAGAACCAAGUUCCCGCAUUGGUUGCUUUCAGCCAAGGUUUAGUAGGAUUAAUGUGGAAGAGUGACGGAGCUUAUAAUGUAUUUGCUAAUGACAGAGAAUCAAUUGGAAACUUGGCCAAGAGCAGCAACUCUGGGCAGCAGGGCAUCUGGGUGUUUGAGAUUGGGAGUCCGGCCACGGCCAGUGGCGUGGUGCCCUCGGACGUGAACCUGGGAUUGGACGAUGGAGCAGAGUAUGAUGAUGAGGAUUAUGACUCGGUGACACCUCUGAGCCUGGAGGACACGGGCACCACAUCCUUCCCCUAUGAGGCCCGGAGAAGGGGAGACACUGGCACAUACAACGUGCCCAGUGACCUGCCCCCCCGCCGCCUGGCUACUGAGAGACCCCCUGGACCUCCCACGGAGCGGACCAGAUCUUUCCAGCUGCCAGUGGAGAGGUUUCCCCAGCAGCAACCACAGGUCAUAGAUGUGGAUGAAGUUGAGGAAACAGGAGUUGUUUUCAGCUACAACACAGAUUCCCGCCAGACGUGUGCCAACAACAGACACCAGUGCUCUGUGCACGCAGAGUGCAGGGACUUUGCCACCGGUUUCUGUUGCAGCUGUGUUUCCGGCUACACGGGGAACGGCCGGCAGUGUGUUGCAGAAGGUACCCCCCAGAGAGUUAACGGCAAGGUGAAAGGGAAGGUCUUUGUGGGGAACAGCCAAGUUCCCAUUGUCUUUGAGAACACCGACCUCCACUCCUACGUGGUAAUGAACCAUGGGCGCUCCUACACAGCCAUCAGCACCAUUCCUGAGACCAUCGGGUACUCUCUGCUUCCUCUGGCCCCUAUUGGAGGCAUCAUUGGAUGGAUGUUUGCCGUGGAGCAAGAUGGAUUCAAGAAUGGGUUUAGCAUCACAGGGGGCGAAUUCACCCGCCAGGCUGAGGUGACCUUUGUGGGGCACCCGGACAAGUUGUUCAUUAAGCAGCAGUUCAGCGGUAUUGACGAGCACGGACACCUGACCAUCGACACGGAGCUGGAGGGCCGAGUGCCGCAGAUCACCUUUGGCUCCUCCGUGCACAUCGAGCCCUACACGGAGCUCUACCACUACUCCCACCAGGUGAUCACAUCAUCCUCCACCCGGGAGUACACAGUGAUGGAACCCGAGCGGGAUGGCACUGCCCCUUCUCACGUCCACACUUACCAGUGGCGCCAGACCAUCACCUUCCAGGAGUGCGUCCACGACGGCUCCCGGCCGGCCCUGCCCAGCACCCAGCAGCUCUCAGUGGACAGCGUGUUUGUCCUGUACAACCAGGAGGAGAGGAUCUUGCGCUAUGCUCUGAGCAACUCUCUCGGUCCUGUGAGGGACGGCUCCCCUGAUGCCCUUCAGAAUCCUUGCUACAUCGGCACUCAUGGGUGUGACAGCAAUGCAGCCUGUCGCCCCGGCCUCGGGACCCAGUUCACCUGCGAGUGUUCCAUCGGCUUCCGGGGAGACGGACAGACCUGCUACGAUAUUGACGAAUGUUCAGAGCAGCCCUCGGUGUGUGGGAGCCAUGCAAUCUGCAAUAACCACCCAGGAACCUUCCGAUGCGAGUGUGUGGAGGGUUACCGGUUUUCAGAGGAGGGAACGUGUGUGGCUGUCGUGGACCAGCGCCCCAUCAACUACUGUGAGACUGGCCUUCAUGACUGUGACAUCUCUCAGCGGGCCCAGUGCAUCUAUUUGGGAGGCUCCUCCUACACCUGCUCCUGUCUGCCAGGCUUCUCUGGGGAUGGCAGAGCCUGCCAAGAUGUGGAUGAAUGCCAGCUAAGCCGAUGUCACCCUGAUGCCGUCUGCUACAACACUCCAGGGUCCUUCACGUGCCAGUGCAAACCUGGUUAUCAGGGAGACGGCUUCCAUUGCAUGCCUGGAGAAGUGGAGAAAACCCGAUGCCAGCAUGAACGAGAACACAUCCUCGGGGCGGUGGACCCCCAGCGCCCCCGACCUCCGGGACUGUUUGUUCCCGAGUGUGAUGAGCACGGAUACUACGCGCCCACCCAGUGCCACGGCAGCACUGGCUACUGCUGGUGUGUGGACCGCGACGGCCGCGAGGUGGAGGGCACCAGAACCACGCCCGGGAUGAGGCCACCGUGUCUGAGUACAGUGGCUCCCCCGGUUCACCACGGACCCUCAGUUCCUACCGCCGUGAUCCCCCUGCCACCUGGGACCCACCUACUGUUUGCCCAGACCGGGAAGAUAGAGCACCUCCCCCUGGAGGGAAACACCAUGACCAAGACGGAAGCCCAGGCUCUGCUUCACGCCCCGGAUAAAGUCAUCAUUGGACUGGCCUUCGACUGUGUGGACAAGAUGGUUUACUGGACCGACAUCAGUCAGCCUUCCAUUGGGAGAGCCAGUCUGCAUGGUGGAGAGCCAAGCACCAUCAUUCGACAAGAUCUUGGAAGCCCAGAAGGCAUUGCUCUUGACCAUCUUGGCCGCAACAUCUUCUGGACGGAUUCUCACCUGGAUCGGAUAGAAGUUGCAAAGCUGGAUGGGACCCAGCGCCGGGUGCUGUUUGAGACUGAUUUGGUGAAUCCCAGAGGCAUCGUAACGGAUUCCGUGAGAGGGAAUCUUUAUUGGACAGACUGGAACAGAGAUAGCCCCAAAAUCGAAACUUCCUACAUGGAUGGCACAAACCGGAGGAUCCUUGUGCAGGAUGACCUGGGUUUGCCCAACGGGCUGACCUUUGAUGCCUACUCAUCUCAACUCUGCUGGGUGGAUGCAGGCACCCAUCGGGCCGAAUGCCUGAAGCCCGAUCAGCCCAGCAGACGCAAGGUUCUUGAAGGGCUCCAGUAUCCUUUCGCCGUUACAAGCUUCGGGAAGAAUCUGUAUUACACAGACUGGAAGACGAAUUCCGUGGUCGCUGUGGGUCUUGCUGUUUCCAGAGAGACGGAUUCCUUCCAUCCCCACAAACAGACCCGGCUGUAUGGCAUCACCACCGCCCUGUCUCAGUGUCCCGAAGGUCACAACUACUGCUCAGUGAACAAUGGUGGCUGCACCCACCUCUGCUUGGCCACCCCAGGAAGCAGGACCUGCCGUUGCCCUGACAAUACCCUGGGCGUUGACUGUAUUGAGCGGAAAUGA
Lipotes vexillifer (Yangtze River dolphin) is the source of this 3729-nucleotide messenger RNA. It is a transcript of the gene NID1, whose product is annotated as nidogen 1. Lineage: Eukaryota; Metazoa; Chordata; Mammalia; Artiodactyla; Lipotidae. Gene Ontology annotation, cellular component: plasma membrane. The record is from RefSeq and is a predicted model, not a curated record. Gene Ontology annotation, biological process: cell-matrix adhesion; canonical Wnt signaling pathway. Gene Ontology annotation, molecular function: Wnt-protein binding; calcium ion binding; Wnt receptor activity.